This is a messenger RNA of Camelus dromedarius (Arabian camel), 9472 nucleotides long. It is a transcript of the gene NHEJ1, whose product is annotated as non-homologous end joining factor 1. The record is from RefSeq and is a predicted model, not a curated record. The coding region runs from base 715 to 1692 and encodes 325 amino acids. Gene Ontology annotation, cellular component: nucleus; DNA ligase IV complex. The transcript is spliced from 8 exons. Lineage: Eukaryota; Metazoa; Chordata; Mammalia; Artiodactyla; Camelidae. Gene Ontology annotation, molecular function: DNA end binding. Gene Ontology annotation, biological process: double-strand break repair via nonhomologous end joining.
GCCGGUUGUCGGCUUUGUUGCUCUUUGAGGAGUCCCAUACCGCGCGUCGUGCAGCCUGUGCUAUAAAAAUGAAAAUACGGACGGCGAAAGCCUUUGUAGCGAGGGCGAAUGGGAACUGGACGCCAGGCGGGACUCCUGGGGUGGGUCUGUGGUAAACAUAACGAGGGUUCGUCCUCUCCCAGAGAGGCGGGGCAUGGCCCAGCCAGGAUGGUCGCUGAGGCCUUGUUACCCCCUGCAGGAUGGCGGAGGAGCUGUGCGGGGAGGCUCACGGCUAAGGGGCGGGACGGUGCAGACCGGUUUUAGGCAACCCCACUCCGCUAUUGGCCCUCGGCGCUUCCCCUCCCUUCAUUCAAGAAUAAUAAAUGGGUGAAUCUGGUUAAUGUCAAGAUUAAAGGCGUCCUUGAAGAAAAAAGAAAAACGUGAGAUACAGAGGCCUCAGAACAGGACGUGCGUGGUGGGAGCAGCUAACGCCAGGUCUUGUGCUGAAUUCCUCCGAUGCGCUGCCAAUGUGCAGCCUAUGUGCUGGCCACAUUUUAAACUCCUCCCCUGCCCACAAAGUGAAACACCGUACAGUUUGAGGAUCCUGAGCUUCUAGGCUUUCCGAAGUACAAGCUAGGAUAAUCAACCCAAUUUUGGUGACUCUUAGAGUGCACACCGUGGAGUGCCUGUAGGGGAGAGAAGGGCUUGACGACUUGCGGUUUGUGACCUUUGGCAAUGUGGAACUCUGGUCCGGUGAAGACUAGUUUAAGCAUUCCAGGAUGGCCUCUUCCCAGUGGGAACAGCAAGUGGCAAAUGGAGGAACUGGAGCAAGGCCUGCUGAUGCAGCCGUGGGCAUGGCUACAGCUUGCUGAGAACUCCCUCUUGGCCAAGGCUUGUAUCACCAAGCAGGGCUAUGCCUUGCUGGUUUCAGAUCUUCAACAGGUGUGGCACGAACAGGUGGACACUAGUGUGGUCAGCCAGCGAGCCAAGGAACUGAACAAGCGCCUGACUGCCCCACCUGCGGCUUUUCUCUGUCAUUUGGAUGAUCUGCUUCGCCCAUUGUUGAAGGACACUGCUUGUCCUGGCAAAGCUACAUUCUCCUGUGAGCGUGUGGCAGAGGCACUGACCCUUCGGGUGCGGAGUGAGCUCUCUGGUCUCCCAUUCUAUUGGAAUUUCCACUGCAUCCUAGCUAGCCCUUCCCUGGUUUCCCAACAUUUGAUUCGUCCUCUGAUGGGCAUGAGUCUGGCGUUGCAGUGCCAAGUGAGGGAGCUGGCAACAUUGCUUCACAUGAAAGAUCUAGAGAUCCAGGACUACCAGGAGAGUGGGGCUACACUGAGCCGAGAUCGGUUGAAGACAGAGCCAUUUGAAGAGAAUUCCUUCAUGGAACAAUUUAUGGUAGAGAAACUACCAGAGGCAUGCAGUGUUGGUGAUGGAAGACCCUUUGUCAUGAAUCUACAGAGUCUGUAUGUGGCAGUCGCCAGACAAGAGAUCCAAGUGGGACAGAAGCAUCAAGGCACUGGAGCUCCCCAGACCUCAAGCAGUGCCCCCUCACAAGGAACUGAUAGCCAACUUCUGAACCAGCCAGAAGAGCCAGUCUCCUUAGCACCAUCGCUCCCAGAGCCUGAGAAAGAGCCCACAGUUCCUUCAAGCCCUGUGCAGAGGCCUCAGCUGUUAAAGGUCAAGAGGAAGAAGCCAAGGGGGCUCUUCAGUUAACCUGUCACUAUCUCAACUGCUGAGGAUGGACUUGGAGAGUAGUUUUCUAAUGUCACUUUGAAAGGAGUUCCCAUGGCAGCAGCCUCUCUGACAGUUAUAUAGUCAGGGGCUCCACUGUAAGGGAAGGACAACUGAAGUUCACGUUGACAGGCAUGGGUAUUAUUAACUGAGGGAGCCCUGCCCCCAACCCAUCAGGCAUUAGCCUUCUCCAUCUGAGUGGAAGCCAGUCUCUGGGUAUCCCAUACCGCCUUUUUUAGGUGGAGGGUCUCUAGACCCAAGAUCUACCGUGGACUUUAGGUAUAUGGGACAAGUCAACAAAAAGGCACAACAUGCUUAGGAAGGCUAGUCUACCUUUCUUAAGAGUCCUUAGCUAGUCCCAGAUGCUCCCCAGAGACCCUCUUCUCUCUUUAGCAUGGAAUAGAAAGCACUCACACUCCCCUGCUUUUGAGAUUGCUUAUCUAUGGAGUACAUAACCAGCCCACUUCACUUAACUGCAUCCCACCCCAUGUUGUCUCUGGAUGAAGCCUAGGGCAUCAGUCCAAUCCUUCACAUUCUUCUUAUGCUUCUCUUCUGUGGCCUGUACUAAGCUUCCAUUCAAGAGCUUUGAUCUUGAGAUCUUUCUCCAUGGUGGACACUAGACAGAACAGAUGGCUUCUGCUCUCCUUUGCCCAAUUGAUAAGGGUUUUGUUUUUGGUUUUUAAAAUGUUUCUAAGGCAUAGAUAACAGGUUAAACCACAAUAGGGGAUUGAAAUUACAAACAACUCUAAGCACUAAGGCCAAGUUAGUUUCCCAGAGUGAAAGAAAAAGGAAUUUUACUUUCCCAUCCUUUACUCCACUUCAGAUAGCAUAGUAACUAGAUGAACUAGAAAAGAUAGGAUGACAGGGGCCAGGAAAUAGCCACAGGAGUUCUCUGGGACCAACAGAAUUAACCUAUAGAAUGAAUAGUACUUAGCAGGAAAAAAUAUAAAGGCUAUGUGAGAUACACAGACUCUUAGACAGUUAGAAAGUUGAUUCUUUGGACAAUUCUAGCACGAUUUUGCAGACCAGGAUUGGCAGAGUUCCUUGGCCUUCUCUGCUGAGUUUUCCUCUGUAGGUAAGACCAUCUGAAACUUUACCUGGAGAGACAGGAAGGAAAGUAGAACUCAGAUGUUCACUGGGGGCUGUUAGGUAGAGGAAGGAGUUGGGGCAAAAACCACAGAGGCCUUUUCUGGUUUAUUUACUUAUGAUCGUCAAAUGCCUCCUCAUUCACCAGUCCUUUCUACCUGGUACUGGUGUUUCUGUCCCCGUGUCAAGUCUUGGGGGAAGAUGAUGAUCUAAGUAAUAAUAAAAUAAUAAUGAUUAUAACAGCAGUAAUAAACAGCUACCAUUUAUUGAGCAGUUCAUGUAUACCAGGGACUCUAAUAAGUGCCUGACAUUGAAUCCUCACAGCAUCAUUUGAGGAAGAUACUGUUAACCCAUUAGGAAAUGUAGUCUUGAAGGGAUUAAAUGACUUAUCAGAGGUUACACAGUUAAUAAAUAACAGCCAGAAUUUGAACCCAGACAGCUGAGUUCUGAACUGCAUUAUUGUAUACAUUACUGAAAACAUUUUCCAGGAAGGAUGUAAAAUCAUUCUUUCUUAUCUUCCACUGUGACCAGUCAUCUCCUGUGACCCUUUCAGGAGGCUGUUCUACUCUCCAUUGGCUCUUCAAGAUGGGAGCCUUGGAGGACUCCAGGUCUUAUGCCCAGGCCUUUACCUGCUGGCAGAGUCUGAGAGCUCCACCAGGGCUCAUUCCCAGUUGCUGAUAACUUUCUUUACCUCCAGACCAGUGCCACAGUCUGUGCCCUCAGGGUGACUAUCAUUGAAGUGAAUUGGGAACUAUGUAAAAACAAUCUGUCAGGUGACUCACUUUGUUCUUUAGUUUCAUUGGCAUAAUUUAGAUAGCCAGAUUUCAAGGUAUGAGGCCACGUGGAAAAUGGAAAGACUUCAGCAGCAAGCUAGGAGGGAAAAAGGGUUCUUCAUCCUCAGUAAUCCCCCUGCCCUAAGAGCACAGUUUCAAGAGCAGGCAUUUUUAAUCAGAGGGUGAUCAGGGGUUUGUGAAUCCCCUAAAAUUGUAAGUAAAAUCCUAAGAGCAUAUAUAUGUAUUUCUCAUGUUCUCAAAAGAACCUGUGACUUUUUAAAGAGUUUAAGUUACAGUAUGCCCAAUGACCUCCCCACCUACUGCCUCCUUUAUCCCCUAAGGUUGCUGCCCCCAUGGGGAUAUGGCCCAAACACAUCCUUAGAGAAACUGCUCCCUGAGGCUGAGGCCCUGCCUCAGGCAGUCUUGCCCUGAAACUCUUGCCCCUCAAAGCAAGGGGUGGUGGUUGAAAAUCAUUCAUCCCAGGGCAACUCCAGGGAAAUCCCUGCCUUGACAAAUUGGCCUAGCUAGGCUCUAUUCCAGCCCUGCCCCCUGGCUUGGGCCCCUCCCUGCGGCCCCCAGCUUGGCCCAACCCCCACUCCCUAUACACAUAAAAGGGUCGAAUUCUCGUGGCUGCUCCAUAAAUUUUAUUCCGUAAAUAUUAGUUUUCCCUGUGUUUAAUAAAGCAGUGGCCCACCUCCCCGCCUACCCGCCCGCUCCCCGGGGCCGAGGCUGGGGCCAGGGCUGGCUGGUGGGAGAAGGGACUCUUUCAAUUGCUUUGGAGUAUUUUUAGAAAAAAAAAUAAUAUAAGGUGGUUUACAGGAGUAAGCCAGCAAACCAGGAGCAGGACUAGAGACCUCGAGGAAGUUCCUGCAGGAACUUGACCUAAAAAGUAGAGAAAUAGCGCCACCUAGGCUGCAAGGCAUAGUUGGCCCUGCAGGCUGAUUCACCCCCUCCCCCCACAGUCAGCCAGGACAGGCACGCUCUUUACAGGGAGAGAAAUCUUCACCCUUUAGUACUCCAGUUGGGCAAGCACCUCCUCUCAGGCCUCACUGAGGGCUUUCCCAGCAGCCCUGAAGGCAGAGCCUGAGCCAGGUCCUGAACACCCCACGAAGGUUGUUCUAGAACCAGUCAGCUGGUCUCCUAGAUCAAGGAGUGUUUCCAAGGGAUAAUACUUACUGAAAAGGGAGAAAGGAGCUUCUAUUCUCUGAAUUCCGAGGAUCUAGCCCUGGAGUCCCUAGGGUGUAAGGUGGCAAAGAGUGAGAUCUGUGGUCCUGUGCUCUGGAGUUGGAAAGAGUCUGUCCCUGUCAGACCAAGAUCCUUCCACAGGUCUAAUGCAGUUCACCUUUAGAGAACACUUAGGGGAGGGAGAGAUGCUCAAGUCUCCAGAAUACUCAGCCCCACUGCUUCUUAAUUUUAUCCCAUGGUCCAUUUGAACUCCCUUUUCUUGCCUUCCUGUUCGAAGCCCUUAGCUCCUCCUUCACCCUGGUCUGCUGGGAGAUGAGCAGGAGCUUGUGUGUCAUCUUUCGUACAGAGAUGGCAGGAGUGGGGAUGGAAAAGGCCAUGCCUCUUCUCAUCCGGGAUCUGGUCUCGUUCUUGACAUUGUCACCAGGGGCAUUUCCUUUUCUCCAAUUAUUCUGUCCUUCAUUCCCUCCUAUUCACUAGGAGGAUUUGCUCCGAAGAGUAUUGGGGAAACCUAAAAUCCCUUUAAUUACCCUCCAUCAUGAUGUGGUAAAUUCACUUUAUCUGUUCUGCCCACCUCCUCACUAUUUGUACUAUUAAUAUAAGCAGUGUUUACCUACACAUUUCCUCUGCACUUUUUGUUUUCUUCCUUACAUUGGAUUAUACUCUUUGAGAACAGGGUCAGUUUUUAACACUAACUCAAAAAAUAUCACCAUGGUGAUAUUAUACUCCUGAAGGAUACAACUUUAUGUUAACUGGGUUUUCAAACAAUCAUGAUAUGCUUUUCCGAGCUCUGCCCAGAAGUAUUUUUCUAUCUUCUAAUUUUCCUGAAGAAGAAACUGUUCAGAAGGAGUAAGUGACAUUCUACAAGGAAGCCACCAAACUCAGAGCUCAACCCUUGAUUCCUAGUCCCUGUUACCAACAAGAGUAAAGGUAUGGACUCAAAGGAGUGUAAUGGGUUUUGCGAGGUACUUAGAUAGAGAAAUGCUGGAAGAGAAGGGAGCCCACACUGUGAGGGAAGGUUUUCCCUGGCUCCUGUGACCUGGAAACUGCUACGGGGUUUCUUGUUGAGGGCUUCUUAGUGCUGCAUUUUUCUUCCAUGUUCUCUUGGACAGGGCUUCAGAAGAUCCUACCCUGAGGGGAAACAUUCAGAGAGGGGAGAGUGUGAGGUAAGCUUGUCUGUUUGUGAUGGGGAGGGACCCUGGGGAAUCCUCUACUUGAGGAUCUAGAAGCCUGUCUCUCCUCUGACUUCCAUCCCGGACCCAUCAAUGAGUACUUUCUCAUCUCCUGAGACUUUGCUUUAUGGUGGCCCCUUAUGCUUCCCCUCAAUUCUGGGGUCUCAUUUUUCUACCUUGGCCCACGGGCAGUCAUGAGGCAGCACCAAAGCAAAGUUCUAGCAAAAGCCCUGUCUCUUCUAAGCUGUGAAGUCCUACCUGCUCUCAGUUUCUCUUUCCCAGAACCCAACCAAUUUUGCUGUACUUUUCAUACCCCUGGACCCUUUGAGUGAGCGCUAGCCUCUCAGAUCCUCUCUCAGCUCCUAACUCUCAUGGGUUCCUGAGAAUGUGGGCCAGCCUAGGGGAACCCGGAAGAAGCACUGGAAGAACUCCAGGGUGUGGGAACUCCAGGGUGUGGGGAACGCACAGCCAUUGACUCACCUGGGAAUGUUGUGCCAGGGUACUCGUCCUGCUGGGCCCAGGGCCAGGAGUUAAAGGAGCAUGCAGUACCAUACUCUUCCUCCCUCCCCUCACUUUGGGGCCCAAAGCAGUGGCAGGGUGAGAAUUGGGGAGUAGGCCUUGGGGGCUGCUGGAGACCCUUCUGAAAUCUGGGUGUUGUAUUUACUUUUUCAUAUUGGCAGCUGGAAGGGGAAGCCCAUCCCAGCUCGGCAUUGUUGUCUAACAUGGUUAAUCAGAUCCUAUAAUCCUGCUGUGGAAAUAUUGGGCCUCACUCAAAACAAUAGAGACCAAGAAUAUUGUGGUUAAAUUUCAACCAGCUGCCUCCCUGGCCUGUUUGCCUAACCCCUACCCCCCUCUCCUGGGCCAGAGUCCUCCUGGCUUUAUGGACCCCUGAUAGGAUCGACAGCCACUCAGAAAUGGGUGACAGAAGAAGGGAGGAUGGAGUAGGGGAAGGGUAAUCCUCUUGACUGACACUCCAUCCUGCCUCUCCCCUCCCACUCCAGGCCUUGAGAAGUGAGCAGGGGGUGGUGGGGGAGCCCCUGGGUCUGGGUGUGUGCUCAGGGGUCAAGAGCAGUACUGCUGGGAAUCCAGGGUGGUAAGAGAUUUCUUAUUCAAGACAGAAAAGGACUCCUGCCAGAUGAGAAGGAAAGACUGCCAGUUUCAUUUACUACUGCUGCCUGGCGCUUCCAGGACACAAAGACAUGCCAGUUGGUCAGAUGUCACAUAUGGAAGGCACUGGUUGUGGGGAAGGGAAGCUGGUAACAAAUAUUUCUGUUUCAUUAGUAACCUGAUAAAACAGCAAUAUAAAUAAUACUCUAAUAAUGUAAGGUGAUACUGAUACCCCAACUUGAGUAGUUUUCUGGUAGUGGUAAGGUCCAUUAGGUUGCUCUGUUUAAUAAGUACAAAUUAACUGUGGCAGGGUAAUUUAUAUAAUUAGAAUAGCAGGACAGAGGAAAUAGAUAAGCUAUACAAUGGCAUUUUGAAUAAAAAAAAAAGAUGCAAUGUCUGGAUUGUGCUAAAGGGGAAAAUUAACAUGGUGAUAUGUCCAGGAAAAGGCAGAGGACGUUCCUCUUGCAGAUCUUAGGACACCCAGCCUGUGAAGUAGCCAACUUUGAGUUUGUACUUGGCUCUCAUGCACCCAGGAUGGACUGGGAACAAGUUGUCGCCACAUUGCUUUUGGAGCUGUCACCAGUCAAUGAGAUGAAGUACAGUGAUGCCCCAGUUCCAGCACUGUGGACUAUUGAACGGUCAAAGUGUAUGUGCUUUUGUAGGAUUUGAAGAACGAAAAUAGCAGAACUGUGCCAAACGAAACUGUAUGUACUUAAUCUCUUCAUAUAGGAUGGGAAUAGAGCAGCAGCAGAGGGCAUUUAAUGUUUUCUCCCUCAGGUGCUAUGUGAUGAUUCAGGGACUAGCAUGGCUCCUGUGGGUCAUUCAUCAAAGCCAUUUUAAAGCAGGGGCUGCUUAGCGGGAACUGAGCUUCCCACCAGAAAGACAUCUGGAAAAUACCCUGGGAGUGAGACUCUAAGAGAUGUGUAUGCUUCUGGGUGGGAAUCUCAAAAAUACCCUAAUAGCAGUCAUCAAAUGGAAUUGAAGCAGGUAUGAAACUGAUAAAAAAAAAUGAUUUAAAGAUGAUGGAAAGCAUUUCAACAGUUAAGGAACUUGGGGGAAAAAGAAGAAACUUGGGUAACUAGUGGGAAGAAUUCAAGGUGAAGAAAAAUCCCCAGUGGAAGCUCUAAAGGAUGAGCUAUCUUCCUGAUGAGGAAGGGGAAUGUAAGAAACCAAGUUGAUUUUGCUGUACAUAGACUUGAACUGCAAAUGGGAAAGUCCAAUAGGAACAUUCCAGGUUUGUUGGAAAUGUGUUGGGAAUAUAGAAAAACCCACAUUCAACAAGAGACAGGAAUACUUAGAUGUGUAUUAACUCAUAUACAUACUGACUGCUUACUCACUAACAUUCCCGUUAACAGGGCCAUCAUGCUACUUGCUGUAUUAUGGCCACAGAGACGUAUCUUUUGCUCUCAAGAAGCCUAUGAUCCAAAGAUGAUUCUUACAGCAUAGAUUUCCCCCUCCCCCAAAGUUUUUCAAGUGUGUGAAGUAGAAAGAGCCAGGUAUCUCUUUUUUUUUUUUUAAUUUAGGAGAAUCCUACCGAUAAACCCUGUCCUGUUACCUUUUACUUUUACUUAACUGUAUUCUGUCCAUAUUUACAUGUCAAUACAUAAAUCUCUUUAAAGGGUAAAUUAUCUUCACUCUGAGCUUCAUAAAAAAUUUGAAAAACACCCUCGUGAUCAGGAAGUAGAAAGUCAAGCUUAUUUACUGCAUUUCCCCCUUGCUGCUUCUUUGAUCACACUGGUCUUGCUAUUUCUCUAAUAUGCAAGCAUGUUAGGGCUUUUUCUCUAUGCAUUUCUCUCUGCCUAGAACUCUCUUCCCUUAGGUAUCUGCUUGGUUGAAGCCCUCGCCUCUUUAAGGUCUUGGCUUAAGUCACACCUUCUCAAUGAGGCCUCCACUGGCCACCUUACUUAACAGAGUGACCUGCCUCCUGACCUUGCACCGCUCCCCACAAGCUGGCUUUGCUCUCAAUCCUUUUACCCUGUUUUAUGUUUUGUGUUCAUAGUUCUUAUUCCCUUCUGACAUAUCAUAUAUUUUGCUUAUUUGUAUAUUUAUUUUUGUCUCCCCAGUGCUUCCCCACUAGAAUACAGCUCCUUAAAGGCAGGAACCUUUGUGGUUUUUUGUUUUUAGUAUUUUCUCAUGUCUCAAGCACCUCACACAGUGUCUGGUACCUAGUUGAUGCUCAAAAAUACUUGUUGAGUAAAUAAAUGAAGAAAGAUUAUCACCACACACACACACACCCCUCCACACCAGCAGUAUCUUGAAGUGGUUUUAGAAAUUUGUGGAUAUAAAUGAAUGUAAUGCUUUUUGUUUGGGGCAACCAGUCAUAAGGUGAGAGUGGGGUUAAAGACCUUUUGUUUGUUUGUUUGUUAGCUACAAUCAUAACAGAAUGAAUUUGUAAUUUUGCAGCAACUAGGAGUACAAGUUAUUAAAAAGCAAGUGACUGUC